Cantharellus anzutake is the source of this 3484-nucleotide messenger RNA. RefSeq lists its product as uncharacterized. The transcript is spliced from 5 exons. NCBI's taxonomy places the organism in Eukaryota, Fungi, Basidiomycota, Agaricomycetes, Cantharellales, Hydnaceae. The coding region runs from base 108 to 3359 and encodes 1083 amino acids. Gene Ontology annotation, molecular function: protein binding. The record is from RefSeq and is a predicted model, not a curated record.
GUUUUCACAGUUCAUCCCUCACAUUUACUUCACUCACGUAGAAUGUCAGCGGCAAUAACAAAGCCCUCAAAGGGCUGAAUGAUGAUGUGCAAAGUGCAUACAGCACCAUGUUGCAGCCACUCCAACUGUGGACGGGACCGAUACCUUCCGAAGUUAUUUUUCUAGUGAAGGAAUUAUAUUUGGCGCUGGAAGAACAGUUCAAGAGGAUCAAGUCACUCCAGAGUCAGAAUCGAAAUCUCUUCAAGAAAAUAUUCAAUGCGGGCCCUUUAGCGCAGAGCAUAGAUGACGUGAGGAUGUGCAUCAGUGUAGCCCUCUCCCGGUUUGCUACGGCGGCAACAACUUUAAACCUUCUCAAUACGAUUCAAGCGUCGGUGGAUUAUGAGCUUUCAAAACUGCCCAAAGCAAAUGCCGAAUAUUACCGUGUGAAGAGCAAGUCAGAAUGCCUCAAAACCACUCGGGACAAAAUUCGCGGCUCAAUUCUCGAGUACUUGGGGGGCCCUAAAAACCGAUUUGUCUGGCUGCGUGGUUCGCCCGGAACUGGGAAAACUGCGAUAUCUAUGAGUGUGGCUUCCACGCUCGACAAGCAACGCACUCUUGCAGCAUCCUUCUUCUGGGAUAAGAACCAAGAGGGAACAGGGCUCGAUUCGAUUGAGCGCUUCCCCUCCACUCUUGCCCGACAGCUUGCGGCAUUCAAUGCGGAGUACAAGAGCUUGCUUAUCAGGCAACUUCGGGAUCCGGUUUCAUUCAGCAGUAUUGAUGGUUCUGCUGCAGAGAAAGAGGUGAAAGCUUGGAUCAUCAAUCCUAUGCGUGAACUCGGGGGUAUAUUGUCUUCAGGAAAGGGUCGGCCUGUCAUCGUAUUAGAUGGACUCGAUGAGUGCGGGAAUCCAGAGGUGCUUGCGUCUUUGAUGAGGCUAGUUCUUCUGCUUGAUGAGCUGCCUUCGACGUUUGCCAUACUCGUCAGUUGCCGUCCGGAGCCGCAAGUGAUUUCCGCUUGGGCUCAAGCUGAUUAUCAUCUUUCGAUCGCUCAUGCUGAUAUGGACCAGAUUGCGGAAGACGAGAAUUUCCACACGAUCCGUCGUAUGGUCGUGAACGGGCUUCAGGACUGUAUCGUGGAGUCACCCUGGAAACCGACCAAGGAGGAUAUCGAUGCCUUCUCUUCAGCUUGCCGUGGCUUGCCCGUUAUCGCCUCAACCCGGAUACGUGACGUCCGCUAUCAGAUUCAAUGCGGUUCCGUGCUAGAAUCCGAAUUCGAUUACUAUCUCAAUCUCACAGAUGCACCUGAGGAUCUGAACUCAGAGUACUUGCGAAUAAUGCGACGGGCCUAUUUAGGCCAGCGCACAAAAGUUAAUCCACGCAUCGCAGAGAAGUACCGUGAGGUCGUUAGGAUGAUGAUUGUCCCACGGCGGGAAUUCAGUGUGUAUGAAAUAUCAGAGCUCCUUGGAACAUUUUCUGAGCAUGAGGUGCGCUCAAUACUCAAGCCCAUCAGCUCAAUAGUCGAUCUACCUCCAACGAACAAAAUGCCUGUCAAAUUCUACCACGCAACGGUGAAGGAAUUCAUCACAGGGAUUCCCAUUGGUAAGGAGGAGGACAAAGUAUUCUUUGUUAGUGACGAGAAAGGUUAUUCAAUUGGGUUGCGGCUCCUUCAAUUUGUGAAUGGUGUCAUCAAAAGGAAUGAGUUGGGUCUCCCCACUGAACUUCCUUUGGGAGAUGGAAAGAAGUGGAAGUCUAUGAGCAAGACUCCGAAAUCCGACCAUGUCGACUAUGCACUUACGGAGCUGUUCCGACACUUGGACCCUUCACUCCUCUUUUCACGAGAGUCAAAUGAAUUGCAGAGAGAAUUUGAACAGUUCUGGACGCAAAACUUGCUCUCCUUCUUUGCAGUGAAGAGUAAAGGAACACAAAACUUGCAUAUUCCUCGUGAUUGGGGUCAAUUUGAGUCAACCUCUGUCAUCCAUGAUGCUCAGAAACUCUUUAGCAGUUCCCCAUGGCAUGCUUAUCGAUCCGGCCUUCCACUCACUCCAACAUCAUCAUCCAUCUACAAAUAUUAUGGUCAUCUCUCAGACCCUGUUCGAAUCUUCAGCGUCUCCGGCGAGUUCGCCGGUGGCCUAAUUCCUUUGAGUGAUGAUGCACACAGAGCUCGAAGGGUGAUGGAGGUGGAGGUGGCUAAAUUGCCAAGGAAGAACAGUGGACAGGAGACCAAUUAUGAAGCCGAGUUUUGUAACGACAAUGUUCGCAAUGGUACUGUGACCUGUGCAGCGCUCUCAAGUGAUGGCCAUCGCGUAGCGCUUGGGUUUGGGAGUGGUAUUAUUGAAGUAGCUGACAUCGACAAUCCACGCACAAUCUGUCGAUUCCAGAGUGAUUCUUCCUAUCCUCUUGCUUGGAUUGAAUUUAUCCACGGUGGUAAUGCCCAUAUUGCCACUGAAGAUACUCAAGGAAACGCUGCCAUUUUCAGCCAUGGAAUGCCUUCGGUGAAGCUUGGCAUGCUUCCCAGUAGUCAUUACCCUCCUCUAACCACAGUGUCGGACAAUGGAUGUUUUGUUGUACGGGUCCCACGAAAUCUUAAAGAUGUUUGGUACGAGAACACAGCACUCUUGUGUGUCUUGGGCAAUCCAUCCAUUCAGCUUCUUGCACCGCUUUCCACUGCUCAGUCUUCCAAACACUUUUCCCUUCCUUUGCGACAAUCGCUUGGAUUCUCUCCUGGAGGCCGAUAUGUCUGCGCUUACGAUGCUCAUGAUGCUUUUGUCUGGUCAACAUAUUCAGGCGAAUUGAUCGCACGAUUUCGCACACAAGGUUUCGACAAGUGGAUCAUCAACACUGGGGUUGCCCCCCCUUACUCAUAUUCCAUCCCGGACCCCAUAUUUCUUCACUCUGCAAUUCCUUUGAUCCCGGAAGUGGAUGUGAAUUGUGGACAAACUUCCAACUCGUCAUUGUCCAGGUACAACUCAGAUGAAUCCUGGCUGAAGUGCCCCUUUUACGACCUUCACCCACGGGCUGAUUGGACAAAAACCUAUUCAUACGCAGCAGGAAGAGUCCCAUUAAUGUUUUGCUUCAAUCCCCGGGCCAAAGGGCGGCAGUACGACCACGAAAUCUUUUUCAAUGGGAUAAUUAAAUUCACUUUACGAUUGCUUCGGGAUCACGAAGUAAUCAACCAAAAAGUGGUUCAUAAUGUGGAUCUCGAGUACAUUGCAAGGGCCUGGUAUGGUGAUCGAUAUAUAUAUGUGGAGGACAAUAGGUGUCGCAGUGUCGUUGCGCUAUUCAGUGACUUUUACCUUCCCCAGGCUAGUAAAGAUGGAACUCGAUUUCUUAUCCAGGGCAAGAUGAAGGCCCCGAUUAUCGUCGAUAUCAGCCAGGUGGUUUAACAUCCAAAUCAAUCCCUCUUCCCUCGGCUACUGUCUUCAUUUUGCGAUGGAGCGGAUCAAGAGUCAUACUGGGCUUAUUUCGUUGUGCGUAGGACUGCAAUGUUAAGUAAUAUCAAUUGAACUGG